Molecule: messenger RNA, 852 nt
Organism: Fraxinus pennsylvanica
Lineage: Eukaryota; Viridiplantae; Streptophyta; Magnoliopsida; Lamiales; Oleaceae
Source: the annotation of a GenBank genome assembly
AUGGGCAUGGCAGUAAAUUUUGCUGCACCCCAUACUUACCUCCCAACACAUUCUUCUUCAAUAACUCUACGAAAACAGUACAAUCCCAUCUGCAGUUCGCAAAAUUUGUUCAAAAUUUCUUCUUGGAGUAAAUUCAAGAAUCCCAUUAGUGUAAUUAAUUGGUCUAAUGCCUCUACUGCUUCUGUGUCAACUGAAAAAAAGGAGGAGUUGUUACCAUUGGGCGUGAGUGAGAUAAAUGAAAAGUGCAAAAAAUGGGUGUGGAAGGGUUACACCAUUAACUAUUUUGUUUACCCAGAAGGCCAUAAUGAUUCUUCGAAUCUGCCUCUUCUGCUAAUUCACGGCCAUUUUAGGAAUAUUCCAACUCUGGCUCAAAGUUAUACAGUUUACGCCAUUGACCUCCUUGGUUUUGGUGCUUCAGAUAAGCCAGCAGGCUUUGCAUAUUCCAUGGAAAUGAUAUUGGAUUUCUUAGACGAAAUUGUUCAAAGGCCAGCGAUACUAAUGGGGAACUCUGUUGGAAGUCUUGCUUGCGUAAUUGCUGCUGCAGAGUCUACUAGGACCCUAAUUCGAGGGCCAGUGCUGUUAAAUUGUGCCCGUGGCAUGAACAACAAGGCGAUUGUUGAUGAUUGGAGGAUAAAUCGACCCUUGCCUUUGCUUUGGUUUUUCGACUUCUUAUUGAAGCGAAAAGGGAUUGCAUCAUAUUUGUUUGAUCGCGUUAGACAAAGAUUAUUAAGAAACCAGCAGAAGAUGAAGGGGCUCUUGAUGCUUUUGUUCCAUUGUAACCGGCCCACCCAGGCCAAAUCCAGUGCAAUUAAUUCCAAAAAUCAACUUACCCGUCCUCGUGUUAUGGGGUGA